This is a messenger RNA of Pocillopora verrucosa, 1077 nucleotides long. The record is from RefSeq and is a predicted model, not a curated record. NCBI's taxonomy places the organism in Eukaryota, Metazoa, Cnidaria, Anthozoa, Scleractinia, Pocilloporidae.
AUGAAUCUGCCAGCUAACUCUAACUCUGGUUAUUCCGAAGUGCUAACUUGCGAAUCAACUGACCGUAUCGGAAUCCAGACCUACUUUCACAUCCUGCAUUCGACGACCGAACUCAGCAAGAUGAAAACAACAACCAUUUGGUGUUUCGCCAUUGCUAUCUCAGUGUUACCUGUAACCGUAUCCUCGAAAAGUAACUCCGGUGAGGAAUCGCCAAAUGAAAGAAAAAGAUUUCUCUGGGGCGGACCUACCGUUCCCCCUUUUUUCGUUGGAGACAAACGUCCAGUUGGCCUUCCUGACAUUAAUCGAGGGACAGAAAUUCAGCAAGGAACGCCCCCGUAUUUUGUUUCUCUCUUUGAUCCUACCACAAACACUCCUUUUUACUCAGCCUACAAAGUUUUACCCGAGCAGGCAGCGAAACUUGGCACGCAUAGGAGACUUAGACAACGUUGGAGUGAUCCUCCAGGUGUUCCUGGUCUCGAUGAUGCUUAUAAACAAGCCAACCGAGAAGCCAUACGCAGUUUCAGGAAUGAACUUACCAGAGGCCAUAUGAAUCCCUCAGGUAUCAACUCCUUUGACAUAAAUUUCAUGAGGGCUACUUUCACUCUUACGAAUGCUGUACCUCAGUUUGACACAUCAAACAACGGACUUUGGCAGGAGUUUGAGAAAAAGAUAAACGAUUAUGCCAAAAUUACCUGUGGGAGCCAAACCCGCCAAGGAACCCUUUACUUACUGACAGGCAGAUCUGAAAAUGGCCUUAAUGCUGUACCGAAGCCGCAAGUUACGAACACAUUUACAGUGGGACGAAGAAGAGUGAGACUUGAAACUCCUGCGGCUGUUUGGACGGCGGGAUGCUGUGUGUGGAAAGAGCCCGGAAGGAUCUUUGGAAACUUAUGGAAAACUGAAAAGGCCGAGUCCUUUGCAGUGAUGAGCAACAAUCAUUAUGACAAAAAGCAGCUACACCAGACACAAAUGAGCGUAAAUGAGCUGGAGGCGCACUUGAAGGCACCAGCAUCGACAACGAACGUGGAUUUGUUUCCAGGAAAUACAAAUUGUGCUCGAAACAACAAAAGACUAUAA